AUGACCUCCCCGAAAGUUUGGUUUAUCACUGGUACAUCGACUGGUCUAGGGCGAGAGGUUGCUGAAUACGCUUUGAGCAAAGGAGACAACGUAUUCGCCACCCUGCGCAAGCCUUCGAUGUUGGAAGACCUCACAGCUAAAUAUCCCUCCUCCCGCCUCGUCACUUUCCUGCUCGAUGUAACAGAUACACCCUCGAUUACCACGGCAUUCAAUGAGGCCCUCUCACACUUCAAUCGUAUCGACAUCGUGCUGAACAACGCAGGAUACUAUAUGGUAUCAGAAGUUGAAGGCAUGCCUCACAAGGCAGCACGAGAGAUGUUUGAUGUGCUGCUUUGGGGUGCGGAAAAUGUCAUGCGUGAAGCCAUACGAUGCUUCAGGGACGUAAAUCGUCCAGUGGGCGGGUGGUUAUUGAACCUUUCUUCCCGGACAGCCAUCAUUCCACAGCCUGGCACUGUGCACUAUGCUUCAGCAAAAGCUGCUUUGGAGUGUUUGUCGGAAGGGUAUAUCAGCGAACUUGACCCAGAGUGGGACAUCAAAAUCACUCUAAUUGAGCCAGGUUUGUUUCGCACAUCGGUAGUCCAAAACCAUGUGGCGGAACCCGUUCACCCCGCUUAUGCAUCCAAUGCAUCCCUUCCUACGCGCAAAUACCGAGCUCUCUAUCCCGACAUCGAGAAGACUCAUUUUGACGGCGAUCCGGCCAAGUUUGCAGAAGUGGUCUACAAGUUGUCCCGUUUGGAUGAACCCCCAGUGCGCCUCCCUUUGCAUAGGGUCGCCUUGGAAUCUGCGAGACAAAAGGGGGAAUCAUUGCUCGAAGCUGCCGAGAAGUGGUCUAGUUGGUCGGACGAUGUGUAUUUUCAUAAUUGA
Messenger RNA from Suillus discolor, 864 nucleotides. RefSeq lists its product as uncharacterized. The record is from RefSeq and is a predicted model, not a curated record. Bases 1 to 864 code for a protein of 287 amino acids. The transcript has 5 exons. NCBI's taxonomy places the organism in Eukaryota, Fungi, Basidiomycota, Agaricomycetes, Boletales, Suillaceae.